UAGGUUCUGUUCAAUAAAUUUGAAACAAAACAAACGUAACAUUAGCUGAUUAGCAAGUAAUUUGUUAUUUUGCGUAUGUAAUGUCAUGCAUUCUGUGAAGUUAGCUAGCUGACUAGUUACCUUGCUAGACCAAUUACCUAUAAGGCACGCUAAAUCGUGUAGUUGGCUAAUUACUUGUGCAUCUGCUCACCGGGGACAUUGGAAUCUGGAAACUAGUCACCAGAUUGUCGUCUAAAAUAUCCCUCAUGUCUACAUCUAACUUCAAAAACAAAUGUGUCUCUCAAGUGAGCUGUAUAUACUGCGACAGCUUACUCUGUACGAGAGGAAUGAAAGCUGUGCUUUUAGCAGAUACAGACAUCGAGCUAUUUUCGACUGACAUACCACCAAACAGAACUGUCGACUUUGUCGCAAGCUGCUACUCCACAGACAGCUGUAAAUGCAAACUAAGAGACAUUGCAUGUCUGAAAUGUGGUAAUGUUGUGGGGUAUCACGUGGUCGCCCCAUGCAAACCCUGCCUGCUGUCCUGCAACAACGGUCACUUCUGGAUGUUUAACAGUGACGCGGUCUCCACGGUCAACAGGCUGGACUCAUCAGGGAUGAACCUCUUGCUGUGGGGGGACCUGCCGGAGCUGGACGGCAGCGAGGACGAGGGUGAAGACAGCCCUUCUGAAGAGGAGUGGAUCAGAUAGAGUGGGAGCGGGGCCCCGAGUCCUGCCACGUGCCACACUGGUGCCCGCUCCCUCUCUCCCUCCCCCUGUCUCUCAGGUUCCAACCACUCGGCUCCAGCCUUGCAUCAUACUGUAAUUGGCAGCACUUGGAGCGCACCUUAAUUUGCGUGCACUAUCAUUGCUUUCAUUCGUACCUACUCUUCACUUAGACUCUGACUGACGCAGCUAGCUGUACUUGUUAUGGCUGUCCUCCAUUUGCAACUCAUGUUUUGUCACAGGUUUUAAGAGCUCCAGGGCUACAGCUAAUAGGAUGGCAUUUCAGGUUCUGCCACUACUACAUUACUGAAGAGUGCCACGAGUGUUGUGUGGAUGUCUUUUCUGGCAUAUCAAAGCAUUUUUGUCAGAGAUUUUUACCUUGCUACUGUACUUUGAACAUAUCAUUAUAGGAAACCACAGGCACCUGUAUUUCACAGGCAUAAAAACAACAUUACAAUACCUUGUCUUGCCUCCUGUAAAGCUGCUAAUCAUUUUAAAGAC
Molecule: messenger RNA, 1205 nt
Organism: Megalops cyprinoides (Indo-Pacific tarpon)
Lineage: Eukaryota; Metazoa; Chordata; Actinopteri; Elopiformes; Megalopidae
Gene: fam72a
Product: family with sequence similarity 72 member A
Exons: 4
Coding region: 246-689 (147 amino acids)
Cellular component (GO): cytosol
Source: RefSeq, a predicted model, not a curated record